AUGUCGAACCAGACCCCCGAUUCUUGGGAGGAUGAGCUCUCCCGCCAAACGGAGGGUGUCAACCUGAACGCACAAGGCCGUCCUCAGGCACAGGCGCCUUCAUUCCAGCCUGGCGCAACUUUCCAGCCCGGUGCUGCCUCUUUCACCCCCGGCGCCUCAUCCUUCGUGCCUGGACAGCAGUACCAGCAAUACGGUGGUGGUUACCAGUAUAACCAAUACGGUCAGCAAGCAUACGGUUACCCCCAGCAGUCCUACGGCCAACACGGUGCGUAUGGCCAGCAGCCCGGUGGAUACAACCAGUACUAUAACCAGCAACCUGGUGGCUUCCAGCAGCAGCAGCAGCAGCAACCUCGCCAGCCUGCUCCCGCCGCUGCCCAACCUGCCCCCAAGCCUGCCGUGAAUGCCUCCGCCGCCCCUCCCAAGGCCAAGGUCCUGUCCAUCGGUGCCACCACCUCCAGCGCCGCUCCUAAGGUUAAGGUGCUUUCGGUCGGAACUCCUACUCCUGCCCCCGCCGCUACCCCCGCCGCUGCGGCUACACCGAACACUACGACCAAGGGUGAUACCAAGGGUACUGAGGCUGCCGAGGCUGGUGCGAAGGUGACUGCCGCCAAGGCCAUUGAGAAGACCGAGAAGAAGGCCGAUGCCAAGGCAGCUGCUAGCGGCAAGACUUCUCCCAGUCCCUCAUCCGGUCGCUCUAGCCCUGGCCGUGGCGAGGUCGCCAAGGCUACCCGUGCCGCCGAUGCUGUGGCCAAAGCGCAACAAGCCGAUGUCGAUGAGGCAACUCUCAAGGAAAUCUACGGUGAGAGGCGCGAGCACAUCAAUGUUGUGUUCAUUGGCCACGUUGAUGCCGGAAAGUCUACCUUGGGUGGUUCUCUCCUGUACUCCACUGGCAUGGUCGAUGACCGGACUCUUGACAAGUACAAGAAGGAAGCUAAGGAAGCUGGUCGUGAGACUUGGUACCUCUCAUGGGCUCUGGAUUUGACCAAUGAGGAGCGUGCUAAGGGUAAGACUGUCGAAGUUGGUCGUGCUUUCUUCAAGGUCACAAUUCCCCACCCGGAUGGCCCCAUUGAGCGUCAAUUCUCCAUUCUUGAUGCGCCUGGCCACAAGUCUUACGUUCCCCACAUGAUUGGAGGUGCGUCCCAGGCUGAUUUGGGCUGUCUCGUCAUUUCCGCCCGUAAGGGUGAGUACGAGACUGGUUUCGAGAAGGGCGGCCAGACUCGUGAGCACGCUCUGCUUGCCCGCAACACCGGUGUUCAGAAGUUGGUCAUUGUCGUCAACAAGAUGGACGACCCUACCGUCGAAUGGAGCAAGGCUCGCUUCGACGAGUGUACCGUCAAGGUCAUUAAGUUCCUGGAAGCUCUUGGCUACAAGAAGAGCGAUAUCUUCUGCAUGCCCAUUUCCGCUCAGACUACUUUGAACAUUAAGGACAGACUUCCAGCCGGCGUCGCCCCCUGGUACGACGGCCCAUCUCUUCUGGAGUACCUGACGGACUUCAAGCUUCCCGAGCGUAAGAUCAACGCUCCUUUCAUGAUGCCUAUCAGCGCCAAGUACCGAGACAUGGGUACCAUGGCGGAAGGUCGUGUCGAGUCCGGUGUCAUCAAGAAGAACGGUAGUUAUCUCAUGAUGCCUAAUCGCACUGAGGUUCAGAUCUCUGCCCUUUACGGUGAAACCGAAGACGAAAUUUCCACCGCUUCAUGUGGUGACCAGGUCCGCAUGCGCCUGCGCGGUGUGGAAGAGGAGGACUUCUUCCCCGGUUUCGUACUCUGCUCUCCCAAGCGUCCUGUCCACUGUGUGUCUGCUUUCGAGGCCAAGAUCCGUAUUCUAGAUCUCAAGAACAUUCUCACUGCCGGUUUUAACUGCGUUCUUCACGUUCACUCCGCCAUUGAGGAAGUCACUUUUGCUGCUCUCCUCCACAAGCUGGAGCCUGGCACCGGCCGCAAAAGCAAGCGCCCCCCUCCAUUCGCCAACAGGGGUCAGACCAUUAUUGCCCGCCUUGAGGUGACCAGCACUGCUGGUGCCGUCUGUGUUGAGAGAUUCGAGGACUACCAGCAGCUGGGACGAUUCACCCUGCGUGAUCAGGGACAAACCAUUGCUAUUGGUAUGAUCACCAAGCUCAUCAUGCCGGAGAACGAAGAGUAA
This is a messenger RNA of Penicillium daleae, 2139 nucleotides long. Its product is annotated as translation termination factor GTPase eRF3. Gene Ontology annotation, cellular component: translation release factor complex. Gene Ontology annotation, molecular function: translation release factor activity; GTPase activity; GTP binding. The transcript is spliced from 2 exons. The record is from RefSeq and is a predicted model, not a curated record. Lineage: Eukaryota; Fungi; Ascomycota; Eurotiomycetes; Eurotiales; Aspergillaceae. Gene Ontology annotation, biological process: translational termination; nuclear-transcribed mRNA catabolic process, deadenylation-dependent decay; translation. Bases 1 to 2139 code for a protein of 712 amino acids.